AUGGCAACGAGGGAGCCAAUGGCUGUUCUUCAAGAUCAGAACCGGAACUUCUCUUACCCACCAUCCGAGAGCAUGAAAAUGGAAAAGCUGUUUGGGCAAAAAUCUUCAUGCCUCGAACUGAUGGCUUUAAGCAAUGUAGUCAAUGUUAAUCCCAUUAUGUCUCAAAGUCAUAAACGAAAGAGAGUUAUUACAAGAGUGAAGGUAGAAAGCUUAUAUGAUAGUUCCGAAGCUCAGUCUUCUGUUAUGGCAAGAGCAAAGGAGGUUGAAGCAAGCCUAGAUCCUAGGUUCCCUGUCCUGCUCAAAGUUAUGAUGCCAUCACAUGUUACUGGAGGAUUCUGCCUUAAUAUUCCGAAGAAAUUUAGCUGUCAGCAUUUGCCAAAACAAGAUACAAUGAUUAUUUUGGAAGAUGAAGAUGGGAAGGAAUUCGAAACGAAAUAUCUUGUGGAGAAGGGUGGACUGAGUGGUGGAUGGAGAGGGUUUUCAAUUGCUCACAAGCUACUGCAGGGAGAUAUUGUGAUUUUCCAUGUAGUGGCGCCUUUUAAAAUUAAGGUGUAUAUUGUUAGAUCAAACGGUUUAGAUGAAGUGGACUGCGUUCAUGGCCUUAUGAGGUUAGAUGCUUGCACUAAACAGAUUGAUGCUGGACAGAUUAUUCCAUAUGAAACCGAAAAGUCUGGUCCGGUAUCAGAUCAGUCUGAAAAUGAUAGUGAAGAUCUUGGUUUUGAAUUUAUGGAUGGACUUAGACUUGCAGAGUCUGAUGUCACUUUCAAAGAAGUGAAAUGCAUGGUGAACUUCACCGUUGUCGUCAAUGGUUUAGUCAUAAAUUCUGAGUUUUCGAAUUACAUUCUGACCAAGUAUUAUGAGCUUUGUUGCAGUCAAAAAGCAUUCCUUCAUGAACAUCUUCUUGAGGGUCUGAACUGCAAAUUGAUAGCUGGAGUGAUUUCUGAGACAGUCAACAUUGCAGAUGCCAUCAGGGCCUGCAAGAUUACUACCACCGAAGGUGAUUUUUCCACUUGGAGUAAGACUUUGAAAGCUUUUGAGGAUUUAGGCAUGAAUGCCGGGUUCCUGCGUGCCCGGCUGGACCGGCUUGCAAGUCUUGCUUCAGAAUCAAAAAGAUUGAAGGAGGCUAGACUUGAAAAGGACCAUCCAGAAGAAGAGAUGAGGAGCUUGGAUGCAAAUCCUUUGGAAGUAAAAGAGACCAUAAAUAUGACUUCAAUUCUCGAACUUACAUUCCAAGAAGUGGCUAAAGCCCCUUGGUGA
Molecule: messenger RNA, 1257 nt
Organism: Prunus mume (Japanese apricot)
Lineage: Eukaryota; Viridiplantae; Streptophyta; Magnoliopsida; Rosales; Rosaceae
Product: B3 domain-containing protein Os01g0234100-like
Molecular function (GO): DNA binding
Source: RefSeq, a predicted model, not a curated record